Molecule: messenger RNA, 2716 nt
Organism: Periophthalmus magnuspinnatus
Lineage: Eukaryota; Metazoa; Chordata; Actinopteri; Gobiiformes; Gobiidae
Exons: 7
Coding region: 131-1054 (307 amino acids)
Source: RefSeq, a predicted model, not a curated record
GACACGUGACUCCUCCUCUGUUCAACGUGCCUGAGCUGCGCCUGGCUCCGCUUCGUCCGAUCGCCUUUUUUCUGCGCUUUAUUCUCUCUUUUACCUCUACAAACAAUAGAAACUACUGAACUCGGCCACGAUGAAGGAAAAAAGCUGGCCUAGGAUCUUUGUCAUAAUUCUGUGCGCGGUGGUUUACGCAUUUGUAAUCCUAGUCAACGCUUUGGCUGGAGCGGGCAAACUGUUCUUCCACCACUCAACAGGGAAUGUGUCUGGCAACUAUGAGACAGAAAUCACUCCAGCCGGCUGGACCUUCUCCAUCUGGGGCGUCAUCUACACAUGGCUCACCCUCAUCGUCAUCUACAACAGUCUCUAUGUGUUCAGAGGCUCAUGGGCCCAGUACCUCCUCCCCUAUUCCUUCUAUUUCUGCUGGUUCAUCAACCUGCUGCUCAACAUGAUCUGGCUGGUGCUAUGGGACAGAGAGGUGAUGCUGGCUGGUCUGGUGGUCCUAAUCUUCAUCGCUCUGACAAACUACUGUGUGCUCUUCUUCUGCUGCUGGGCCACAGACUACUACGGACUGUGGCUCAAGACCUACUACCCCAGAGACCUCCGCUGCCUGCGCUGGAUGGUUCAGAAUGGUUUUGCCGUGUACACCACAUGGACCUCCAUCGCGUCCCUCAUAAACUUCGCUGUGGUCCUGCAGCUGUGGGGUGUGGCCCGGAGCACAGCUGCCACCGCCUCCCUCUGUAUCCUCUUCGCUGAGAUCGUCACCUGGUUCAUUCUGGAGAACUGGGUACUGGACCGCUGGGUGCGCUACAUCGUCAUGGUGUACCCUGUGGUGAUUGUGGCUCUGGUGGGAAACAUCACCAGACACUACCACCCCGCCGACCCCACACCCAACUCCAUCUUCAUGGUUGCUCUGUUGGUGGUGGCGUGCGUGCUGUUCGUCUUCAGAGUGUGUAAUGUGAUCUGGAGGAACAAGUGGCGCCCCCUUCUGUCCCCUGGCUCUGCGCGCAUCAUGGUGUCUCCACUGGACGGAGGCAGUAACUUCAGAAUGAUGCGCUAAUCAGGACAUCACCCCUAGUGUGGCACAAUAUUUGAUAAUGCAAUAUUUCUUAUGUUUAAAUACAGUACACCCAGCAAGUUAUUUUCUGAUCCUGAUCUGUUCCUGAUCGGGUCUGAUUUUUUUUUUAUGUAUUUGAGUAAAAUGUGUCUUGCCCCAGUACAGAUAUAUUAUAUAAACAGCUCUUGAGGAAAAAAAGCUGUGUACUGUCUGUACUUAAUUAUCAAGAGAAUCAGGAUGUAUGCAGUUAGAAUGUUGUUGUUAGCAUUAGCGUGAGUGUUGUGAAAAACACUUAAUAAACUCCUUGGCAUGAAUAAUUACGAUGCUCUGAAUGCAUAAGGCAGGUGACUUUGUACCACUACAAACUACUAAAUUAACUAGUUCUGUUUUCAUGUUUAUUAUCAGGUACAGUGCCUUUAAAUUGAAUGUGUCAAAAAUCUAAACAUGGGGUACUGUAAACAUUUAAACAUCAAAUAUUAGCUUAAACUUUGACCAAUUACAUUUGGUUCUAAAUCAGGUACAGCACUUUUAAUAAAAAAUGUAGGUUUUACUGAGACUUUAGAUCAUGACUCAAACUUUUUAAGUGUUACAUAUUUUUAUUUUAGCUUUGGUCAAUCUCUGUACAAUGGAAAACCUAAAGAUAAUAGAUUUUUUUUCAGACACUAAACAACAAUGCCAACAUUCACAAGUGCCUCAAAGCAGGCUAUAUAUUUUUGUUACACUUGACUCCUUACUUUUUCAGACAUUUUUAUAAAGACCUGUCCUGAUUUGUCAUGGCAUUCCAAUUUGUUUUGUAAUUUAACUUUUGUUCUUUGUUCUUCUUUUGUUAUGUGAGCCCCAUUUUGUGAGAAUACAUUAUAUAGUAUUAUCUUUAUUAUUCAUUUAUAUCUUAAAGGGGGGUAUUAGGCUAAAUACUUUUUUGUAGUUUUCUACCAUGUCAUAACAUUGUUCCAUCAUCAAAGACAUGCCUACAGAGGUUUUAUAUGUCAUCCAUGCAUGUUUGAGUAUUUUUGCGAUCUCCUUAUGGUAAGCUGUAAGAUUCUGUCCAGUGCUCCGCCCACAAGGCUACGUUACCAAUGCUCCCACAUGACAAUUCUCCAUAAAUAUACAAAAACAUGUUACAAAACUGUACACAGCAACUUGACAUACCUGAUGCAAUGUGCAGUAAAUGUCCCCUCUUUAAAGUCUGUUUUUUCACUGUUUUAGUGCACAAAUACUGCUUGUACUAUGAAAAUAGAAGUUGAAGGAUUCUUUUUUUUUUUAGAAUAGAAAUACUGUUUGUUGUGAUGCUUUGUAAGGCAUGUGGGUUACAGCAUUUUACAAAACUUUAGCUAGCUAUAUACCCAUGUCUUUAUAUACAGCGCUUGUUUACAGAUAAAUAUUUUUUUGUUUACCUAAAUGUCUUAUUGAAGGAUCUUUUAUUUUGUGUACUACUAAAUGCAUUUUUACUAUACAGCUAUAUCAUUUGGAAAUAAUGCUUCCAAUAGUUAAAUGGAAGUAGAAAUGGAAGUAUUGGUCUCUGAAAUGAUGCUAGCUCCGUGUGCCACUAACAUACCGUUGCUAAUGUAAUCUUAUGGACACUACACAUAUAUAUGCUUUUGCUUUGUAGUUUUUAUGUGUGUUCACUUUGUGCAUAUAAAUAAUAAAUAAACAUGGGAAAUCGUG